Messenger RNA from Lolium perenne, 2127 nucleotides. The record is from RefSeq and is a predicted model, not a curated record. Lineage: Eukaryota; Viridiplantae; Streptophyta; Magnoliopsida; Poales; Poaceae.
AUGAGCAGUCGAUACGACCCCACCCGGACGUCCAAGGUGGAGCUCACCAGCGAGGGCGUGGCCAGCCGGGUGAACUAUAUCUCCAACGCCCGGCUACCGAACAACUGGGAGUGGGGGAUGGAGCCCUUCAGCCGCCAAGAUCCGUCGGCUCAGAACUUCCCUCGGCAGGUGGUCGAGGAUGGCAACCUGGAGGACAAGGUGUGGGAGGCCGACCACGUCGACCCGGCGGACCGCGCAGCCGGCGAGGACGAGAACCCGGAGGCCGCCCACCAAGCCGUCGAGGAGCCAGGCGAGCCUUCCUCGCCCCCGCAGCCGGAGGAGGAGGAGGUCGUUGCUGCGGAGCCGCUCCGUGUGGUUCCCUUGGCUGCGGCGCCUCCUACGGCCGACACAGGGGUCGCCAUCAAGUUCUCCAAGGGCGCGGGGGCCGGCACGGCUUCCGGCACCGUCUCACCGCCGCCCGCUCCGCCGCGGGGGAGGAGGGAGCCGACCCCGCAGCCUCCGGCUAAGGAGCGGGCGCGUACGCCGCCUGUCUUCCCGCUGCCCUCGGUGGGAGCGGGAACUUCAUCUUCUGUGCCGCCCCCAGCGAACUCACGCUCCGGCUCCCAGGAUGAGCCGGCUCGCCGCACCAGCCAGCCGACGAUUGGCGACCUCUUGCAGUGCCGCCGGCCGGAGGCACCGCCGACUGGAGCAGGUGGGGCCGUGCCUGGAGCCAGGGCCGGUUCGGGCCCGAGGGUGACGCCGCCGCCGCCUCCCUCUUCGGAGCCGGCCAGGGAAGAGCCGGCGCGAGCGGCCAGCGCCGACGCUAGGGCGUUGGUCAAGGCCAAGGGCCUGGCGGUGGAGCCUCAGGGGUCCUCGCGGCCGCAGGUGAGCAUGCAUGUGGCUCCGGCCGCCUCAUUGGCGAAUGUUGUCUCCGCCUCCGACUCCAGCUUGGGCUCCGUGGGCACCAUGGAGAAGGAGUGGCGCGAUGCUGACGGCCAUGAGGUGACGAGACGGGAGGGCAAGAAGGGCAUGGCCUCCAUGGAGAUGUUCUUCUCCGACUUCCGCGCCUUCAUCAGCGGCUCCGCCACCGAAGCCGACAGCCGCCUGAAGCGGGUCGAGAAGGUUAACAAGACGGUCUCCGACAAGUGGGCCGACUUGUACAACCGGCUCGUGGCCAGCUACCACAAGGCCAAGACCGACCGCGCCGAGAUGGCUCGCAAGCUGGAGUCCGCCAAGGCUUCCGCCGCCCAUGUCCCUGAGCUGCAGGAGGAGCUCCGGCUCGCUCGUGAGACAGCCAGGGUCUUGGCUGCCAAGGCCAAGGAGACCGAGGGAGAGCUGUCGUGCCUACGCCGCCUGGAGGCCAGCCACAUCACCGAGCUCGACUCCAUCAAGCGGGUUGAGCAGGAGAAGGUGGACAGCCUGAACCGGCGCCUGAGCGAGGUUGACGAGAAGUGCCAGAAGUUGAGCAGUGACAUGACUGCCCAGUCUAAGGUGCUCUCCGAGACGUCCAAGCGCUGGGUCGAGGAGAUCAGCGCUCUGGACCGCGGCAUGGCAGCCACCUUCCCCGAGACUCAGGAGGAGGCAUUGGCGGCGGUGGGCAGAUCGCGGGAGGCGCGCCGGGCGGCCGGCGAGGAGAGCUCAGCGCACUUUAGCAUGGAGGAUCAUCUGGCGUCCAUGCACGCCCGGAUUACUCCGAUGACCAUGCUGGGGCAUGAGCUUCGGCUGGCGGCUGAGGACCUCUACCAGCUGCUGUGGCCGUACGAGGCGUUGCCCGGCGAUCUUGCCGCCCUGGUGAAGCGGCUCGAGGGCGCGCCCGACCGCCUGCUCGACUGGAAGGACUCCGCCGCUCGCGCUGGCGCUGACAUGGCCCUCUCCUUCGUGCUGUCUUGGUACGAGGAGGUUGACUUGGACCAGCUAGAGUCUCGUCGUGCCGGCGUGGAGGAUAACCUCAGCGCGGAGGCCAAGACCCGCCGGCUGGCGAGAGCCUACGCCAUCGCCGACUUCAUUGACAAGGGCACCUUCGUCAGCGACCCCGAUGCUCCUCAAGAGGGGCCGGGAGAAGACGAAGAGAUGGCUGAUGCCGAGGAGGCGGAUCCGGCUACUGACUCGCAGGCUCCCCCGGCUGGUCCUACUCCAGCUGGCGUUUAG